This is a messenger RNA of Colletotrichum truncatum, 1788 nucleotides long. Its product is annotated as lysosomal cobalamin transporter (LMBR1 domain containing 1). NCBI's taxonomy places the organism in Eukaryota, Fungi, Ascomycota, Sordariomycetes, Glomerellales, Glomerellaceae. Gene Ontology annotation, cellular component: vacuolar membrane. Gene Ontology annotation, biological process: protein localization to vacuole. The record is from RefSeq and is a predicted model, not a curated record.
AUGAUGGCCAGCGCAGGCCUCCUCCAAACCAGCCUCAUCUGGGUGACGUACGCUGUUGCUGUUGGACUAUGUCUUCUUGCCGCCAUUAUUACCACCUUCACUUGGCAGACACCCCGAGAGCGGUCUGCCAUAGUCAGCAUUGUUGCGGUUAUCAGUCUUACAGCUCUUUUAGCAACCGUUCUUCUUCUUCCCGUUGAUAUUGCUCUCAUUUCGUCGACCACUCAUGCAUCGCUUGGGGUCAAGAAGGAUUGGGCAACCGAACAGCGCGUUUAUGACAUCUUGCAGACAUUGCGUAUCGUCUACUACUCGCUGUACAGCUUCGACGCUCUGCUAUGUCUCUUGGUCAUUCCGUUCGCCUACUUCUGGUACGAAGAAUACGAUGAGAUUGAGGUUGAGGAAGGCCGGUCGUUCAGCAGCCGCCUCAUCAGCGCCCUCAAGUACACCAUGGUUUUUGUCAUCUUGGUCGUGAUUCUCUUCCUUAUCGGUUUCUUCGUGCCCGCUGCUGGUAGCGACUCGGAUGCUAACUGGGACCUGGAUUAUUUCAAGCGCAUUCUUAUCCAGAACAAUGGACAAAAGGCAUUGGCUUUCGCCCUCGGGCUUCUUGUCACUCUUGGAACUCUUCUUUACAUCCUUUACACCGCGGCCGGACUCGCUCUUCUUCCAAUGUCAUUCAUCAAAUCUGCACCCUCGAUUUCUGCGCCGCAGCUUUCGGAGAACACAGCAACCGCCCUGGAGCAAAACCGUGAGCGACAGCGGCAGUUGGAGAUGCGCAAUGCCGGCCGGCCUGAGGGUAUGUCGUCUAAGGACAGGCGUGAGCUCGAGGCGCUCAUUCGCGAGGAGAGAACAUUGACACGCCGGGAGAGACUCGCAACUGAGGCAUCUGGAGAGGGGCAUCACACUAUUUACAAGGUGUGGUUAAAAAUCUGUGCUGUCUUCAGGCCUAUUAAGUUGCUUGGUGGCAUCCUGUUGCUUCUACUCUCAAUCCUGAUCUGGGUUUCGAUGCUUAUUACAGGCAUUGACAAGGCUAAGAAUUCGCUCUGCAAGCAACGCUGUGGCUACAUCCUUGGGCACAUCAACAUCUUUCAACCCAUCAACUGGAUAUUCCUACAAUCUGCUAAGGCUUUUCCGAUCGACUACAUCCUCAUGGCCCUUCUCGUCCUAUUAUUCUUUAGCAGCUCGAUCACAGGUAUUGCCACGGUCGGUAUCCGCUUCCUCUGGAUCCGCAUCUUCCAAAUCCGCAAAGGAAGAACCGCGCCUCAAGCCUUGUUGAUUGCUACAGUCAUGCUAGCCCUUAUCAUUCUAGCUAUCAACUACGCCAUAGCGAACAUGGUGGCUCCUCAAUACUCGAUCUACGGCACUCAGACCUAUUGCAACGCUCCUCAUCAUGCAGGAGAGACGCCUAACUGCAAGGACAGGCCCGACUACUUGAUACAGUGUUCCGAAGGCUUAGAUGUUGAGGCUCUUAAAGUCUGCACCCCCUCCGUUAUGUCGGAGUUCCUCAACCGGAUAACCAUUACAUGGCCCUUCUUCGGCGCCCUCGACUUUUGGGCACAGUUCGUUUUCCUGGGCAUCUUCCUCCUCGUUUUCGUUACGGGCCUCUUCAGAGCCCCUAAACUCAACAUGGCUGAGAUCGAUGAGGACGCUGAGGCGGAUGAGGAGGAAGGUCUGCUAGCAAGCACGAGCCGUCGAUUCGGCGCGACGUGGCAGGACAUUACGGGCCGAACGAGGUCAAAGAAUACGUACGGCACACAGGAGAGAAACAACGGCGGCGGCUCUUCGGAAGCUUAG